AUGUCUUCUACAGGGGUCAAAGCUAACGGUUGGACCGCUGUCUCUGUCACCGCCAAAGCCAUCGUUGAUUCCGUGGGACAGCUUGAGAAGGUUCUCUCCUACACCGUUCAGGAUGUCGAGUUUCCUUCCGGAGACACGCUCGUUGGUGAGGCCCAGGCGUUUGCUAAGGCUCGACUCAGCCCAGAAGCCUACAACCACUCGAUGCACAUAUACUACUGGGGUGAGUAUUUACCAUCGCGGCCAACGCGGCCCAAAAAGACAUCACUCACCCAUGGUCCAGGAACCGUCAUCGCGAAGCGCCUGCUACCCAAGCACGCCGAGUCGCUGUCACCGUCGACCUGGGCCCUAACAUGCCUCCUUCACGACAUCGGCACAGCAGAGUCCCACUCCACCUCGGCCCGGAUGUCCUUCGACAUCUACGGCGGAAUCAGGGCCAUGGAGGUGCUCAGGGUCCUCGGCGGCCGCGCCGACCAGGCCGAGGCCGUCGCCGAGGCCAUCGUCCGCCACCAGGACAUGGGGCUGGACGGCACCAUCACGUUCCUCGGCCAACUGGUCCAGCUCGCGACGCUGUACAACAACGUCAGGGCGUACGACGGCAUUGAGUACUUUGGCGGCUGGGUUGGUGAGGCCACCCGUGACAGCGUCAACACCGCGUUCCCGCGCCGCGGCUGGUGCUCGUGGUUCGCGCGCGCGGUCCGCAAAGAGGUGGCAGACAGGCCUUGGUGUCACACUACGCACAUCCCUCAGUUCGGCAAGCAGAUGGAGGUGAACACUCUAAUGAAGCCUUGGGAUCAGGCAAGGUCAAAUUUUAGAGUUGAACAGGUCCUUAGUGUAGUCUUGAAUAGCAUGCGGCCCCGCGGGGCUGUCGAUUUGUCGGAUGGAUGA
Diaporthe citri is the source of this 885-nucleotide messenger RNA. RefSeq lists its product as uncharacterized. NCBI's taxonomy places the organism in Eukaryota, Fungi, Ascomycota, Sordariomycetes, Diaporthales, Diaporthaceae. The transcript has a single exon. The coding region runs from base 1 to 885 and encodes 294 amino acids. The record is from RefSeq and is a predicted model, not a curated record.